AUGAAGAAGGUGCUGGUGCCGAUUGCGAACGGGUCGGAGGAGAUAGAGUCGGUGUGCAUCAUCGACACCUUGCGCAGGGCAGGUGCUGACGUGACAGUGGCCUCGGUGGAGGCUACACGAGAGGUGACCUGCUCCCGCUCGGUCAGAAUACUGGCAGAUGCUCUCAUAACCGACUGCCUCGGCAACGUCUACGACCUCGUUGCCCUUCCUGGUGGUAUGCCGGGCGCUGAGCGAUUGAGGGACAGCGACCAGCUGAAGGAGCUGCUGACACAGCAGAAGCAAUCAGGCCGCCUCUACGCUGCCGUCUGCGCCUCACCAGAUGACAAGCAGGCUACGUGCUACCCGGCGCAGAAGUUCGUCGAUGCGCUCAAGCAGAAGGACAACCUCGAGCAGAGAGUGGUGGUCGAUGGCAACUGCGUGACGAGCCGCGGGCCAGGAACUGCGCUCGAGUUUGCGCUGCAGCUGGUCGAGCAGCUCUACGGCGCCGCCAAGGCCCAGGAGAUCCAGAAGGCCAUGCUCGUGCCGUCCUACUGA
Acanthamoeba castellanii str. Neff is the source of this 534-nucleotide messenger RNA. RefSeq names its product DJ1 family protein. The record is from RefSeq and is a predicted model, not a curated record. Gene Ontology annotation, cellular component: nucleus; cytosol. Gene Ontology annotation, molecular function: protein deglycase activity. NCBI's taxonomy places the organism in Eukaryota, Discosea, Longamoebia, Acanthamoebidae. The transcript has 5 exons. The coding region runs from base 1 to 534 and encodes 177 amino acids. Gene Ontology annotation, biological process: guanine deglycation, glyoxal removal; protein deglycation, glyoxal removal.